Messenger RNA from Gadus chalcogrammus (walleye pollock), 1095 nucleotides. Its product is annotated as E3 ubiquitin-protein ligase pellino homolog 1-like. Gene Ontology annotation, molecular function: protein binding; ubiquitin protein ligase activity. Lineage: Eukaryota; Metazoa; Chordata; Actinopteri; Gadiformes; Gadidae. The coding region runs from base 376 to 1095 and encodes 239 amino acids. The record is from RefSeq and is a predicted model, not a curated record. Gene Ontology annotation, biological process: protein K48-linked ubiquitination; regulation of Toll signaling pathway. The transcript is spliced from 3 exons.
CGUUUACUUGAUGCAUCGGAUAUUUGUAAACGGCAAACAUUUCAGAAAUCAUGUUUCCAUAUAUCAUAUCAGAUCACAUGAUAUACAGUCAGGUCAGUGUUGCACAGAUGUGUGUGCUGGUCACUCCUGAAGUGAAUCUUGGCCAGACCGACGGCCACUCAUCCAGUGACGUUCAUUAUUCCAGAAUUCUCAUGACAACUCUGCUCUCCACCUCUUGCAGGACCAGUCACACUCUGAGGACAGGAACGAGAUGGACCUAUAAGCAGGAGAAAGCAGAGCUGAGGCUCCUCCACCUCCUGGUGCUCCUCCCUCACUCGUGUGGUCCUUGGUCUUGUUUUUUCCUGAGGUCACACCUCCUCCAGCCUACACAGCCUGAUGUUCUCCCCAGAGCAGGAGAACAUAUCCAGCCUCCCUUCCACCAAAGUGCCCGUCAAGUAUGGAGAGCUCAUUGUUCUGGACCAGGGCUACCCAUUACAGCUGGUUUUGUCCAAUGCACCCAAACAACCUGUGGACGCUGAGAGCCAGGAGCUGGUGGACGGCUCACUGCUGGACCUCUGCGGGGCUACCCUGCUGUGGCGCACGGCCGAGGGCCUGGCACACACGCCCACCCUCAAGCACCUAGAGGUACUGCGGCAGGAGAACAAUGCGGCGCGCCCGCAGUGCCCUGUCGGCCUCAACACACUGGCCUUCCCCUCAUUGCGGCGCAAGGCGACGCCCGACGAGAUGCAGCCCUGGGCGUACCUGCGCUGCGGCCACGUGCACGGCUGCCACGACUGGGGCAGCCAGCGGCGGCACCACGAGGAGAGCCGGGGCCAGGAGGGCCGCCAGCGGGAGUGCCCCAUGUGCCGCUCCAGAGGCCCCUACGUGCCCCUGUGGCUGGGCUGCGAGGCGGGUUUCUACCUGGACAAGGCCCCGCCCACGCACGCCUUCAGCCCCUGUGGCCAUGUCUGCUCCGAGAAGACGGCGGCUUUCUGGAGCCGUAUCCCGCUGCCCCACGGCACACACACCUUCCACGCCGCCUGCCCCUUCUGCGCCCUGCCGCUGGGGGCGGAGCCACGCUACGUCAGGCUCAUCUUCCAGGGGCCGCUUGAUUAG